This is a messenger RNA of Seminavis robusta, 4023 nucleotides long. The record is from the annotation of a GenBank genome assembly. Lineage: Eukaryota; Bacillariophyta; Bacillariophyceae; Naviculales; Naviculaceae.
AUGGCCAAGAAGAAGAAGAGAGGAAAGAAAGAUAAAAUCAAUCCUGUCUCCCAGCGGCAGCAGGAGUCGGAACAGCAACAACCCCCACCAGAGCAAACGGCGGCUAGUAGUACCCAGCAAACGGACUCAAGUAGCUGCUGUGGCGAUGUGGCGUCUACCAUCACAGACUUGGUCGAAAGCACGGCGGAAGUAACCACCACUUCGAGUUUCUGUGAUUUGUUCGUCAACAAGGAAGAAGAGGGAAACACAACUGCCGAGACAAUGCCUGCGGCGGAUCCCAAUCCUCAAACUAAGAAACAGUACGGGAAUGGGGAGAGCUUUAACAGCAUUCUUGCCAGUCCGAACAGCAACCAAAUCAACGCCACCGCCAAGUCCGUCACGACUGGUACCAACAGCUCUGAAGAAACGAAAAACGAAUGCGGGGUUGAGGAAAACGACAAGGAGCAGACAGAAGAAGAACCAAAGGCUGCUUCGCCUCAGAAAAGUUGCUGCAGUUCACAAAACAAAAAGGACGGAGAGGAAGACAAGCAGGCAGCCAUGAGUGAAACCAACAACCAUCCCGAAAAUCAGGACUCUACACCAGUGAAAACUCAAGAAGAUGUCGCACUCAAAAGCCCUCCAAAAUCGCCUCCAAAGCCAGCAGGAAGUUGUUGUGCCAGCAAAGCCAAAAAGACACCCACCGUUUCGUCAUUGGUGUCCUCUACUCCGAUGAUAAUAUCCACCCCCACUACCACCUGCUGCGGUUGUGGCGACGACUGUCGUUGUUGCAGAGAAAAUGGCUGGUCUUACUGCCAGUGUGGACCCAAUUGUAGAUGCAGCAACCCCUUGAUGACCGAACAAGCAUCCUUGCUGUUGGAGUGCACAAAUCAACAACUACAACAGCAAAAUAAUAAUGCUUCCACCAGAGCUGCUUUUGCUUCCGCUAGUACGGACUCCACAGCAAUAAUGUCCGUGGAUGAUCCUUUGAAAGCACCUCCGACCAUGGACAGCGCAAUCCCCGACGACCUGGAAGCCAAUCAUCAACAACAACAAAAAACGCCCCCUCUUUUUGUGGACAUUGUUGUAGGAGGCAUGACGUGUACCAUGUGCAGUCAAGCCAUCACCCGCGCCAUGAAAAACACAAACGGGGUUUCGGGUGUCAAGGUCUCGUUGUCGACUGAUAUUGCUCAUAUUGAAUUUGACCCAAGCAGAAACUACGCAGAAAUGGUGGAACAAGUCGAAGAAACUAUUUCAGACAUUGGAUACAUGGUUGUGGAUGUCAUCAAAAUGCCAAACCAGGAGCUUUUACCUGCUCCAUCCACCACGGGAGAUGCUGCAGGAGGCAACAACAAUCCAUGGUUGGAAUCAAAUAAUGCUCCAGUAUCAAACGGAAGCAAUGGGGGCGAGAGUCCCAGUUCGGGCAACACGCAACAAGAUCGGUGGAAUCGCAUUGCUCAACGACAAGAAGAAAAAGUGCAAGAACGAAAACGUGCUUUCUUGUGGAGUCUCGUUGGGACAACUCCCAUCAUUCUGCUGACAAUGGUUCUGCCGCAUGUUCUGCCGACUGCAUCGGUCCAGUGGUGGGAUCGUCAGCAUAUUCACUUGUUUGGUAUUACAAUGCCGCUCGAGUCGUUGCUGUUAUUCGUUCUUGCAACUCCUGUUCAAUUCAUUUGUGGUCUUGAUUUUUAUAAGGGGACAUACUACGGAUUCUUUCGCUCUGGAACCCUGAAUAUGGACGUGCUCGUAUGCCUCGGCAGCACGGCUUCUUGGGGAUACGCUCUCUACGCGACGCUGUGCAAUCAAGAGCAAGAAUCACACUUCUUUGAGACUAGCGCAGUCUUGAUUUGCUUUGUGUUGCUAGGAAAGUGGAUGCAGGCAGUGGCCGUCCAUCGCACCAGUGACGCUCUGAGCCACUUGAUGCAAUUGCAGCCAUCAACUGCCAUUCGAGUUGUGCCCGUGGAAGCAACCAAAAAUGGUGACGGCAUCACUUGGGAUCCCAUGACAGAAGCAUAUCGAGAGGAAGUUGUCCCAACGGACCAAUUGCAACGGGGUGAUUUUGUCAAAAUUGUUCCAGGAGCCAGUUUACCUGCAGAUGGCGUUGUGUUGGCUGGAGAGUUGGCAGUGGAUGAAAGCAUGGUGACAGGCGAGUCUUUGCCCGUCCUCAAGACAAAGAGCUCGGUGGUUCUGGGAGGGACUGUCUGUGUGGAGUCUUCCACAACAACUACCGGCGAGACGACAGUGCGUGAGACCACGGAGCAAGCUGACGCCGAGAAUCCUUCUACCAAAGCAGGACAGGUUGCAUUUUGCGAAGUGACGGGGGUUGGCUCCUCCACUGCUUUGGCACAAAUCAUUCAGUUGGUCCAAGAUGCCCAGGCUUCCAAAGUUCCCAUGCAAAAUUUCGCGGAUACAGUCAGUUCGGUAUUCGUCCCGGUGGUCGCCACGUUAUCCCUCAUCACCUUUCUGGUUUGGUACGCUCUGUGCAGUUCAGGUGUUGUGCCUGAAGAGUGGUACAGCCGCCUGGAUGAAGACGCUGCUACGUUCAGCUUGAUGUUUGGGAUAGCGACUCUCGUCAUCAGUUGUCCCUGCGCCCUCGGGCUGGCUGUACCCACAGCCAUAAUGGUCGGGACUGGCGUGGGGGCAAAGCUGGGAGUGCUGAUGAAAGGAGGUGAAGCGUUCGAAGCUGCUAGUCAAGUCUCAGCUGUCGUCUUGGACAAGACAGGCACAGUUACAACGGGCAAACCGGCGGUCACAGAUUUCCUCUUGUUGCAAAAGAGCGGAAACGCUGGCGAAGACGGCUGUGGCAACGCGCAGAGGAAGAGUCCGCCAUCGCUAUUGGACGAAAAGCCGCUAUCGAAAGAGACGAUUCUGUGGCUGCUUGGGUCCCUGGAGAGGUCAUCCGAACACCCUCUGGCAAAGGCCAUCGUUUCACACGCAGAAGAAGUUCUGUCCCAGUCAAUCAAAGGACCAGCAUACCUCGAAAAGAACCCUUUUCUGCAGCCGUCAGAGUUUCGUUCUAUGACAGGCCGAGGAGCUUCUGGAUACCUGACGAUUCCAGGACGGGACGAUAAGCGCUACUUUGUGGCCGUUGGAAACAGGGCUUUUUUUGCUACACUAGAUAUUGAGCUUACAAUGGAAAUUGACAAUCAAAUGAAAGAGCUGGAAGAGCAGGGGAAGACUGCAAUUCUUGCUGCCGUGAAUUAUGAGUUCACUGUGCUGCUUGGCGUUGCUGAUGAGCUGAAACCCGACGCUGCGGCAGCUGUUGCCUACUUGCGGAAUGAAAUGAAGAUCGAUGUUUGGAUGGUCACUGGAGACAAUGCUCGCACUGCGCAAGCAAUCGCGAGACAGCUCAAUCUUCCUCCACAACGCGUCGUAUCAGAGGCCCUGCCGAAUGCAAAAGUGUAUCAAGUUAAAAAGCUGCAGCAGCAGGGAAAGAUUGUUGCUCACGUUGGCGAUGGCAUCAACGACAGUCCGGCGUUGGCCCAAGCUAAUGUAGGCAUCAGCAUGGGAACAGGAGCUGCAAUCGCAGCAGAGGCAUCGGAUAUGGUCUUGGUCCGCGGGCAAUACGUGGCCGAUGUUUGCAUCGCCUUGGACCUGUGCCGUAGCAUCUUUGCCAGGAUCCAAUGGAACCUGGUGUGGUCACUGAUCUACAAUUGUCUUGGCAUCCCCCUGGCUGCAGGAGUAAGUUUUCCACUCCUUCAUGCCCGACUCCCACCCACGGUUGCAGCUUUGGCCAUGGCGCUGAGUUCGGUGAGCGUUGUUUUUAGCAGCCUGGCACUGAGGCUGUACAAGCCGCCGGUCAUUGCUUGUCGCUCGACGCGGCCAGCUGCUGGCAUUGGCAGCACUCCUUCAGGCGAUGCUGUCGGCGCGGUGACCAGGUCCAAUCAGCCACACGAAGAACCAGCGGCUUUGAAUCCAAGGCGGGGUCAGCUUGUUACAAGACUCUCGUUGGAAGAAGGCAACAGUUCAUGCGUGGCCGAGCUAACUGAGCCUCUGCUUUCCAGCGACAGGUUGGAGGCAGGAACGCAAAAGGGAGACUCUACCUAG